Molecule: messenger RNA, 8362 nt
Organism: Ruditapes philippinarum (Manila clam)
Lineage: Eukaryota; Metazoa; Mollusca; Bivalvia; Venerida; Veneridae
Product: dual specificity protein kinase CLK2-like
Exons: 12
Coding region: 4761-6122 (453 amino acids)
Biological process (GO): protein phosphorylation
Cellular component (GO): nucleus
Molecular function (GO): protein kinase activity; ATP binding
Source: RefSeq, a predicted model, not a curated record
GUUUUUUGUUUCCUUUCUAAGACUGAGCUCAUGUGCAUUAGUAAGGCAGUAUCCACAUAUUUCUCUGAAAACUUAAACAUGAAAUCUGACUAUGUUUGUGCUUGGUAAAAAUUUACACAUCUGGUUAGAAAUACAAAUGUGUCUAAUAAGUUUCUCAAUUAUUUCCCAGAAAAUUACAGUUUUGCUUUUUUGGAUCCAAUCACUUAUGUGAUUAUGUCUCACCUUAGCAUAUUUUUGACUGUUUGAUUUUAGCUUUCCUGUUUGGGUAUAAAAUUUUAAGAUCACUAAGACAGCCCCAAAACUAAUCUAUCCACUUUUGUCAUUCAGAGAUUUUUCUUGGUUUGCUUUGGGUCUUGUGAAGUACAUAAUUACUAACAUUGAUCAGGUUGUGGAGAUAAAACAUCAUUGUUGGUUACACUUCUUGGUCUUCAGUGGUUACAUAUUUUCUUAGAUUAUCACUAUCAAAAUGUAGUCUGUAACAUUUGACUCAAAUGUGCAGUUAUUCGCAGUUAUCCCCCCUCUCUUUAUUCUACAGCUUCCCCUAGCCGAAAAACAAGCUUUAGUUUUAGCCUGAAAAAUGUUCCCUAAAAAUGCUACUGUGGCACAUUUUUCACCAGAGCAAGUGACUGAGAUCAGCCUGUUGAUUAAUUUAAUGGACUGAAAGACAAAAAGCUCUCGUUAUAAAAUGGCCUCCGCAGUGUACCUUUUAUGUAAAAUGUUUGGUUAUGUUCAUUUGCAUUCUCAGUUUUCAGGUUUUCCCCUUUUCUGACCUAUCCCUCUAAAUCAGAAAGCCACACCUAUUUUGUUUUGAAAAUUCAUUUGGGGGUGGGGGGGAAUCACUGAUGUCAGGAGAAUGGAUACUGCCUUGUUUUUGUGACAUGAAAUCUAAAUUGUUAUCUUUUAGUGUGAUUUGAUAUUCUGUUUGGCCAUUUGUCUUUUAUUUUUCCAGCUAACUGACCGGGUGAGUACAGGCCUGUUUCUCUAAUAAAUAAUAUAUGUAUUUGCAAGUUUGAGUACAACUUUUGCAAAUUGCUGAAAACCGGAAUUGUAAACACUUUGUCACCAGAGUAGAGUCAGGCCAGCCUGCAGUCCUUCAUAGCUUUGCUGCCUGACCAGGCUCUAUACUGUUGGCUGCCCAACUUCCAAAUUUCUCAUUGUGACAUCCCUAAAAUUUAUUAAUAGACUAUUUCAUUAUGGAAGUUGGACAAGUCCAUUCAGCAAGUGGAGGGUGUAAUCACAUGAAUGUCAUGAACAUGAAUGUCAGAAUGUCCUCCAGUUAAGGAUAUUCUGUUGUGUAUACAAGUAUUUUGUACAUAUUUGAUGGUAACAAAGUGUAAAAGAAGUAAUAUAAUAAUAGGCAGUGUUUCUAAUGUAAAGCUUUUGCAGCAAAUGGUAAAAACAUUGAAAUACAUAUAAUGUACAUAAUAUAUUCAAACAAAGCAUAAUGAAAAAAAGUUUUAAAAAAAAUUGUUUGAAGGAAAAAAAUCAAACAGUGACUGAUAAUGUUAUAGAAAUGGUCACUUGUUUGAUUUAUAUUUCUAUGGCAAACUGAGUUAUGUUGAUCAAAACUAGUAAAUGAUAGUGUUAUUUUUUCUAAACAUAAAAAUCAAGGUGUUUUCAAAAAAGUAAAAAUUUACAGGUAGGUAUGAAAAAAAAAUCACUGGAAAGAUGUCUUAAAAGAGAGGAAUAUCUAAAUUUACUUAGAACUCGUAAAAAGGUUAAAAAAUGUGGAGGUUGACUUAAUAAAUAGUGAUUUAUUUAUAAAUGUUCAGGUAGUGACAAUAAACAGGGGUAAAAACAUGACAAAAUAUAAACCAUAACAAAAACAUGGGGAAAACAGGAGUAAGCCAUGAAAAACCAUGAAUGAUAUGUUUAUGAACAUUAAAGUAGUGAUUAAUCUAUGAAAAAACCAUGGCAAAACCAUGAAAAAACAACACAACAAAACAAAACCAUGAAAGCAAAAAUAUUCCAAGAUAAUGACAAAAUAUUACAAAAUUGUGACAAAAAUAUGACUAAAACUUAAAAAAAAACAUGAAUGAAAUACAUGGCAAGAACCAUGACAAAAUUGACAACAUCCAUGACGAAACAUUAAAAAGACAUGACAUAAACCUUUGUUAGAUUGCAAUCAUGGAAUAUUGUUGAUUUUUAAGUCAUAAAAAUGUUGCAUGAAUUUAAAGGACCCAAGAGCUUGUACCUUCUCAUCACCUUUUAAAGUCUUUGUUUCUGGUAGAAUUGUUUGAAGUUUUUAUAGCAUCUUCAUAAUCUUAUUUACUACACUAACUAUUCUCUUGAACUUUACACAUUUUCUCUCAUGAAAUUAUUAUAGGUCACUGACAUUGUCAUUGAGGCCCACAGAAUUGUAAUCUUCGAAAUUAGCACUCGCCCGAUCACCCUGGCGAGUAUAUAUUAAAUUCGGGCGACCAAAAAAUCCAAUUUUGCUCGCCUGCCUGGGGAGUAAAAUUUCCGAUCGCGAAAUUCAUUAUAGUGGUGUUCACCUGCACACUUUUUACUACGUCACUACUGUUUCUUGGCUUACUUACUUUAGCCUUGUAAAGCGAGUAAUUUAUUGGGAACCAACUUUGUUUAUGUUCCGUUUUCCAUUGUCAAACGACAAGUAUCGUAUCGUAGUAACAGUGAAAAAUGAUUUUCAUGUACAGCAGGGAAUAACAAUAAAAUAAAUUAUGACACAAGACUUAUGAUUUCCUUUUGUUUCUUUUAUUUACCUUCAGCAUUAAAGAUAAGAAAAAAACAUCAAAAUUUGAAAAAUUUAUUCGGGCUAAUAAAGUUGGUUUCGGGCGAGUAACUUCUCAAAUGUUACUGGCCCGAAUGGCCAGUAACUUCAAAAUGUUAAUUUCGAAGACUGGAAUUGUCCCUUAAAAAUCCUUUUAUCAAGAUAUUUAACAUUGGUUAAACCAAUAUUGUAUAAUAUCAUAGUCUAGAAAACUUUGAAAAGACAAAAUAUUACAAAUGUUUAUUUUCUGAAUAAAAAAUUAUCCGGAAUCAUUAAAUUCCCAAGGUAGAUAACUUACAUUAAAUUAUAUUCUGUAUAAAUUUGGGACUACUCUCCCUUUGUCAUAGCAAACUUCUGGAUUUUGAAGAGCGUGAAUUGAGGCUAUCCCUGUUGUAUGAUGUGGGGACAUUUGUAUAAUUCUGGUAUUUAGUUAACUAUGACCUUUUCUACACUGGUGCUAAACUAUCUACAGUGUGUAACCACACACGCACAUUCCUGCAUAUAGUUUAUGUUAUAUUUUGUCUAGUAAAGUAUUCUUUAAGUGUUUUGGUAUGUAUAUUAUACUCAAUACAGAGUUGAUACAUUCAUGCUUUUAUAAUGUUAAACUUCCACUCAGUACUUCCGUAGCACUAUUUUUUUCUUCAUCAUUUUGAUUUACUACUGCACUAUUUUACUGGAGCAAUAAAAAAACUACUGGCAAAAACGAUUUUAUAUGAUGCUAUUGAAAGUUUAUUUAUUUGUUUACAUUUAUCUGAAUUCUGAUGGAUUUAGUUUGGAGCUUGAGCUUGGCUCAGUUAAUAUAAAUCAUAUAAAUACGGGGAACCAGGCAAUAGGAAAAUGUUGUGUUUUGGCAUAGGGUAUGAUUUUGGUUGAUGUUUGAUUGAGAUAGGAGAUAAGAAUACAGGAACCAGCUGUGUGUUCUAAGGAAGCUGUGACCCGGCUGCACAUGUAGAUUAUACUGAAGUAUUUUGAUUGGUUUACAGCUGGUUUUGGGUAUAUACAUGUGUUUAGAGCGCAAUGAUACUGUGCCAGGAGGCUUACCUGUACACGGAGGAAGUGUAUGCCUGUCUGUCUAGCAGGCAAUAACAAGAAUAUCUUGACUGGAAUGUUCUAACUUUGUGUAGCAAAUACAAAGUGAUUAAUGGAAUAUUACUCACAAAAGUUUUUGGAAAGUUCAAGUAACUCUGUAGGCUGUAUUGCGUAAAAGAAUUUUGGAGUAUAUAUAAAGUGUGAAUAAAAGUUAUGUUACUAUGUCUUAUAACUUUACAACACUUUGUUGUGUGUAAAUGGAAGAUUAUUUAACCAAAAAAACAGUUCAAGGUGACUUCAAGAAUUGUAUCAAAUUGAAAUUGGAUUAAGUCAGGUUUUCAUAUAAAAAGUGUUGUUUCUAAGUGAAUGGUGCUGGUAUUUAACGUUCUGUUUUCUUUUUCUUUCAAAUUAAGCAGUGGUGGGCCUGUGCAAUAAAGACCAACUGUGUAUAUUAUAUUUGGUGGAGAUAUCUAAUACAUUCAUAUUUUGGAAGUAAAGACCUCUGUCUGUGAUAUUAUAUUAAUAUAAUGUCUGCGUGCCUAUAAAUAGAAUCAUUAUCUGUUCACAAUUAUUAUAGUUUACGAGUUUAGACAAAUUUCGAACAUAAAGUGCACAUUCCGUCAAGAAAGAAUUCGAUACUCGUGUGGAGGACAGAAUUAGCUUAGUCUUCCAAUAGCAAAUUGAUAUUUAUUGAGUGAAUUAGAUAGUUUGAUGUGAUUGUUGGAGAGAAAAUUUCACCAUUCUGUCUGUCCUUUGAUUUGCUUCUUACAUACUGAAAUAAUUCUUGUUUGAUUUGCUACUUCCGUACUGAAAUAAUUCUUGAUUUUCAACAAUCUGGUCCUCAGAUGUUUUGUUACUGAUACACUAGAACUAUUUUAUCAAUUUAUCUUCGUAUUUAGAUUAUAAAUCAAGUAUUUGUUAAAAGAGCAGAAAAAAACCCAACAACAUUAUUAGGUAUACAAAAAAAGGCAACAGUUAGUUAUAAUUAGGUUAGAAUACAAUGCGAGUUGACGUACUGACUACGCCUGGAUUAAAAGCAUGGGCUACGAUGCCUGCCACUGAAACAAGUAGACUUAAUAAAAUCAGCGGUGCUGAGUCUAACGGGGUUAGUGAUUAUUCUCGCACCAAUAAUGGUAAUAAUGGCUGCCGGCCAAAAGAUAGACACAUUAAACGUGGAGAUGAUAAGGAUAGAGGGAGUGGGGAUGGAGGUCAUAAAGUUCUCGACGAUGAAGAUGGUCAUCUACUAUAUCAAGCCGGGGACAUUCUUCAAGCUAGAUAUGAGGUAUUGUCUACCCUUGGUGAAGGAACAUUUGGCAAAGUUAUUGAAGUUAAAGACUCUCGCAGAAACAGUGAGCAUGUAGCAUUAAAGAUUAUAAAGAAUGUAGAGAAGUACAGAGAAGCUGCCAAGUUGGAGAUUAAUGUACUAGAAAAACUACGUGACAAAGACCCAACUGGGAAAAAAUUAUGUGUUCAGAUGUUAGAUUGGUUCGACUAUCAUGGCCAUAUGUGUCUAGCAUUUGACAUGUUAGGUCUCAGUGUAUUUGAUUUCUUGAAAGAGAAUAAUUAUAUUCCAUAUGACUUGGAUCAGGUUAGACACAUAUCAUAUCAGUUGUGCUAUGCAGUACAAUUUCUUCAUGAAAAUCGUCUCACUCAUACAGAUCUUAAACCUGAAAAUAUCUUAUUUGUUAGCUCAGAUUAUGAUACCACAUAUAAUGCCAAAAAGAAACGGGACGAAAGAUAUAUAAAGAACACAGACAUUCGGUUGAUAGAUUUCGGGUCGGCAACAUUCGAUCAUGAACACCACAGUACAAUAGUUUCUACACGACACUACCGAGCUCCUGAAGUGAUAUUAGAGUUGGGUUGGUCUCAGCCAUGUGAUGUAUGGAGUAUAGGUUGUAUAAUGUUUGAACUCUACACAGGGUUUACACUAUUCCAGACACACGAUAACAAGGAACAUUUAGCCAUGAUGGAACGUAUACUUGGAAGUCUACCUUACAGAAUGACGAAAAAAACAAAAAAACAAAAGUACUUCAAUGAUGAAUACAAACUGGACUGGAACACACGUAGCUCAGCAGGGCGGUAUGUCAGAGAUAAUUGUUCACCACUCAAGCGUUAUAUAAAAGACCCAUACAAUAAAGAUCAUGAAGACUUGUUUAAAUUGAUCGCUGCCAUGCUAGAAUACGAACCAUCGAAGCGUAUCACUCUAAAGCACGCCCUACGUCACGACUUUCUAGUCCCUUACUACACAUCUAGCCGAGAUCGCUCACACCUGCUACAGGACAUCGAUGACAAUGAACCUCGGAAACAACACGGUUCACGAUAUAAUGACUGUACUAGCAGCGAGACUAACGGCAGUACUUGAUAAUUACACUGGUGCCUAGCCUCUGUAUGUCCCUCAAUGUUUACAGGGUACCGGUAUAUACUUGUACCCCGAACUAAUUUUUAGAAUGUGUUUGUCUAGUGGUAAACUGUUGCUAUUUUGGUUGAGUUUAUAUGUGUUACUUUUUAAAAGUAUUUUAUAUAAGUAAUGUUUAAACCUUGUUUGAACAUAUUUUAAACAUUAUCAGUAUGAUGCUGGGAUGGUAAACAUUCUGGUGUGAUGAUUUUUUUCUUUUUAUCAGGUUUAGUGCUUUAUAUAAUUCCUGUAACACAUACUUCUCACCUACAUACUUUUAUCCUAAUUCACAGAAAAACAAGAGAUUAACACUUGAUUAUGUGUAUACAAUACAAAUACGGAAAAUUUCAUAAAUAUUUCAUGCCUUGUACCUAUAUAUACAAUGUAUAUUGACAUAAAAAGCUCAUUGUGAUGUGUGCAUGGUCAGUUAUUUGUCGUGUAUCACAGUGUGGCGAGGGUUACUAUGGUGACCAAAUACUAGAUUAAACCAAUGCCUACAUUCUGAUGAUAUUAUAAAUUUCUCAAUGUUUUCUUUUUAUGGUGCUAUAUAUAUAUUUGUGUAUUUGUUUAAAAUAGUCGCUGCUUGGGAAUGAAUCUUUUGUCGAAAAAAAAAAAAAUCAAGAAUUUGCAGAAAUGAUCAUGAUUUUUUUUUUGGCAAACACAUGUUCAUUUACUACAUAUUGUAUAACUCUCAAACUUUUACAGGAAAAAACUUGUAAUGAUGACAAAUGUUAGCACAUUGUAAAGAACAUUGGUCAUAGUAUUCAUGAGAUUUUACGAGUUUAUUUUAAUCAUAUUUAUGCCUAGAUCACGUGUAUAUAUGAAAAAAAUUUGCUAGAUUUUAGAAUGGGAGGCAAAUCAGGACAUUGUUAAAUUCUAGAAAGGGAGACAAAUAACCUUUGAUUAAACUGUUUAGAAGGGGAGAGAAAUCCCUGCAAUAUCAAUUUUUUUAGAAAGGGGAGGUAAUUAUAUAGAAUAAUUGACAAAAUCAAAAUAUUUAUUUACAUAUGUAUAUUAUUUUUCACAUAUGAAUGUGGGGAAACAGUUCGAGGUAUUUGUAUGAACAUCAGAAUGUUGUUGUGAACAUAAUCUUUGUUGUUGUUGUUGUUGGUACAUGUUCUUCAGUCCUGAAAUGGUGAUAUUUUUGCAGGUCUAUGUCUUUUGAUAAAUCUUCUAUCAUGAGAAUUUUUAAAAUUCAGUAACUUAAUUAGUUAUGUAUGGUUUUAAGAUUUAAACAGAUUCCAAAAGUAACGUUUAGUUUGUAAAAAAAUUUGAAUAGCAUAAUCUUAUGCCACUGAAAUGUGGGGCUCUGAAAGACUGUACCUUUUUAAAAAGAGAUGAAUUUUUUAUAUGGAAAUAAAAAUUUGGCAUAUUGUUAGGAAGACAAACUGGCUUAAGUAUAUGGAGAGCAUAAAAAAUGAAUGUAUUUACAGUAAGUUAAAACACUAUAAGCCAACCUUUUGUUGAUGUGCUUGAAAAUAAUUUUAGGGUUAAAGUGGACUAUGUUAAGGGAAUGGAUAUAACCAUAUUUUGUAAAUAUGUAAAUCUUUUUUUUUUCUUUUUUGCUUGUACAUAAUUGAAAUGAUGAAAUUGUUUUUAUUUAUACAGUGCAAUUGGCAGGCAACUCAGAGUUUGUGACAUUUUUUUUUUAAAUUGUUUAAAUGUGCUUUGUGUUUUUUGUGGCAUGUGAAAGAGUGGAAACAAAUUUUUUGGCACUUUACUUAAAACAGAUAUUAAACUGAUUGUUAAGAAAAUAUUGAACGUAAGAUGUGCAUAUGAUUUUAUAUGUGUUUAGAAGAUACGGUUUUCUUUCAAUAUGAUAAUAUGAUGGUAAAAUGUUGAUGGAGCGGACUUUAUUGUAUGAUGUUUAAAAUGGCGGACUUCAACUUAAAAUGAAGAAUGUAUGGAGGUGUAAAACUGUAGUAUAUACAUGACAUUAGAGUUACUUUCUGUCCGUACAGCAUAUGUAAACUAAACCAGCAUAUGAAAACCGUGCAUAUAUUUUCUACUGCACCCAUGUAUGAACUAAGGUUUGCAAUAUUUAUUCUAUAGUAUUUUAUGAUAAACAACAUGUACUCUUCGCGUCAAGAUAUUUGUGUUGCAAAAUUGUGUUUUUGAGAAUAAGUACUGUGUGUGUAAGAAAUGUUUUUUUUUCUUUUUUUCGGAAAAGGAGUUGCUCUUAUAUCAUUAAAACUAUUUGAAAUCAG